UGCGUGAUGCACAAAUAGAAAAAAGAAAGGAAAAUCGGUACCCUCAUCGUAUGGCACGUAAAGGAUAUGCUAACUUAGAAGCCGAACUGUCCGAGUCAAUCCCCUCACAGAAACUGGAUCGUGCGACGAUGUGGGUGAAGGCACGGCAAGAUAAGAAUGGCUGCUUCAAAGAACCUGAGGUGGAGGAGACGGCAGAAAGAAUUGAAAGGUUAAAGAAAAAGGAGUCUGACGGAGAGCUUACAACAGAUGGUUCAGAUGAUGUGCUCACCUUAGCAUUGGGGAAACCAGAGCAUCCUGGGAGGGUACGAGGCGUUGGUGGUUUCACCAAACCAGCUUCAUACUUUAACCUCCCAAAAAGCAGAAAGAAAAGUGUGGAAGAGACUUUGAGGAAGAGUGUGAAGUUGAUUUUGGAGGAGGAGAAGGAAAGUAUAGUCGCUAAGGAAAGAGUUGCAUGGGAACAAGAGAGAGAUAGACAAGUUGCUGAGGAAAGAGCAUAUUGGACAGCCAAGAUUGGGAGGUUGGAAGCAAAAAUUGAUGGGAAGGAGGUGCCACUAGAGUCACCAGAGUCACCAAAACAAUUGACGCCACUUCAUGAACAUGGUUCAGGCCAAGGGAGCUGUUCCCGACCAGCUGAGAAGAUUUUGAUUGACAUUGUGGAAGGUGAUGGCAAAACAGUGAAGAAGAAGUUGGUUUUAGCCGAGGAGAAGAUAUUUGUUCAAGAGGACCAGCAAGUGGCUACAGAUCAACCAAUGCAGAAACUAACUUCUAUAAUUGAAGAGGAGGUUAGAGUCCACAUAUCUUCGAAAAAUUCUGACAAUGAGCUGCAGGUUGAUGGGAACGACUGCGGACUGGCAAUAGACAGGGUCGAAAAUAUUGUUGCUUAUGGUACUGUCAUUCAAGUUAAUGUUGAGGAAGGCAAUCAGAAGAUCCAUGGGGUUCCAUUGGGAGAGGACAAUGUGCGUGUCUCAGUCAUUGGAACCAUUGUGCAUGAUGCCUUGCUACCAUUUCCAGUGAAGGAUGCUGACAUAGUCACUGUCGGAGACGCCAUUGGGACUUGUGUUGCUUGGCCAAGAAAGCUAGUUGUUAUCCCUGCACCAGAGGCACCCCCUAAACCCAUUGAGCAGAAAAUAACAAAGCGUGCUAAUCCGAAGAAGAGAAUCAGAGAUUCAUUUGAUGAUGACAAUGAAGACCUGGAAAACUUGCCGACGAAUCUGCCAUUACCAGUAAAGGACUUGUGUAUGUGGGCCAAGACUGAAUUGAUGGAUGGCGCCACAAUCCACACAACAUUUGGUGGGGAAAUUUUCGGCCAUUCUAGGAAAGCCGUCAUCUUUAGAAGGGAUAUCUAUAACAUGGCUAACAUGCUGGAAGUAUCUGGAGGAGUCAUUGUUUUUUACAUGAGCUACAUUUAUGGAGUCCUGAAGAAGUCUAAGAUGCUUGAUAUGGUUGGCUUUAUGGACCCUGCACACACCGGUAUAAUUGGGUGUGGAAAUCCCACUGAACGGGCACGGUCUAUGUCAAAUCGGUACAUGUUAGGGAAACCGGGGCAAAUAUUUUUGGUUCCAUAUAACUCAGGUGCUCAUUGGAUGUUGUCGGUGGUGAACCCGGAUGAAGAAGCCGUGCAUUUCAUGGAUCCGCUAAAAAGGCGACUUUGUGCUGGUGAAUGGAAAAGUAUUGUCGACAACUCUAUUAAAAUCUUCAAUGCCCAAAAGGGUAGGAAAGGAAGGAAAAUAAUCCAAUGGAAGAAUCUUGCUGGUAUUCCGGAGCAAACUGAUUCUAAGACUUGUGGUUAUUUUGUCAUGCGUUAUAUGAAAGAAAUUGUGGAGGACAAGAACUUGGAGUUUGCUACCAAGUGGGAAAGGAAAUCAAAUCUUGCUUACACACAGAAGGAUAUUGAUGUGGUUCGAGCUGAAUGGGCAAAUCAUGUUAUGAAGUUCUAACUUUGGUUCUGUUUAAGGUAGAUGAGUAGCACCAGCAACUGCUUUUGUGCAUUUAUAUAUAACUGAUGGAAAGUGUUGAUGAACCUAAAUUAUGCAUGCAGUUGCUUUGCCUAGCUACUCUUUCUUGACCUUAUAGGUCGUUUUUGACUUAGUGCAAUAUUAGG
Messenger RNA from Rosa rugosa (rugosa rose), 2101 nucleotides. RefSeq lists its product as uncharacterized. The record is from RefSeq and is a predicted model, not a curated record. Lineage: Eukaryota; Viridiplantae; Streptophyta; Magnoliopsida; Rosales; Rosaceae. Gene Ontology annotation, molecular function: cysteine-type peptidase activity. Gene Ontology annotation, biological process: proteolysis. The coding region runs from base 51 to 1937 and encodes 628 amino acids. The transcript is spliced from 10 exons.